This is a messenger RNA of Peronospora belbahrii, 1860 nucleotides long. The record is from the annotation of a GenBank genome assembly. Lineage: Eukaryota; Oomycota; Peronosporomycetes; Peronosporales; Peronosporaceae.
AUGAUCCGACCAAGAAUACCGCUUGUUCUUGUUGCCGUUAUUGCCACUGCUGCACAAGCCAUCGACUGGACAUUUUGGAAUGAUGACAGGGACUCGACCACUGAGCCCGCUGCCGUCACGGAUACUGAGAUAUUGUCGCCUGAAGCUCUCACGAGUAUGAUGGGGUCCGACUACAUGGACCGCGUCAAGUCGUUGGUUCUAUCGGGAGACUUGUCAGCUGAAACUGACAAACCGCCUACCGCAAAGCCUCCUUUGUCCUCGUCGUCAUCUUUGAUGGCUGAGACUGUCAGGGCCACGCCACUUACAAAAUCGCCGUCUCGAAUGCCUGCUGAAUAUGAUAUUGCCACACCUUCGACAGUCGCGAGCAACUUUAAACCCAAAUUCCGUAACUGGGUAGGACCUUGGAGUCAAGCCGCGAGCUCGGCAUGUUACCGUGAAGCUCACAUCAUGAAUGUCUGUCCGAGUAACUACGACCGCAACGACUUCACGAAUACCUGUUGGACGGAAUGCCCGAUGGAUUAUCCUGUCGAGUGUGGCAUGCAGUGUGUUCCACAGAACAAUGACUGUUUUCGUGAGGACAUUGCCAAGAUUUCCGCUGUAGCCAUGUCUACCUUGAGUAUGGCAACGUUCGGUGUGUUUGGAGAGUUGGCAAAACUGGGAAAGAAAGUGGGAUGGGCUGUCAGGUGUGCCAACAUGCUGAUGACGGCAACGAGAGCGAUUGUUCGUUUUACGCGCAACCAAAUGUUAUUGGACCCGCAAACAUCGCAAGAGAAACUUCUUCUGCUGCUGUACCAGACAAAUUGGGUCGUUGCCGAUCUGCCAGCUACGAUCUACGCGUGCAGGGGCAAGACGAUACCGCCAAGCCUUCAGAUGGCACGCGGUCUGAUGCCCACUGUUCAAUACAUUCUUCUCUUGGUACUUGCGUUUGAUGAUGACAUCAUUUCGGGCUGGGAACAUUUCAAAGCGUUCAUGAACAAAGCUAACUUUACGGAAGCUGCUUCUAAAAUCACAGAAGGUGAGAUCUCGAGCCUAGAAACGGCUAUGAAGCAGAACUCGACUUGCAGUGAUGACUUGAGGUCAGCGACGAAUCUUGUCUGGAUGACGAUAAGUGAGUACAGAGAGAAGAGCCCUGGCAUCAGUGAGGCCGAAAUCCGCCUCAAAAUAAGCCAGUCAGACCUUAUGUUGUACGACAUCCCUAUGGUGACCAACAAUUGCAUGAGUCAAAUGAUCGCCGAGUCUACAGAGGCUACCGCGUAUAAGACGCGCGAAAUACUUCGUAAGACGUUUGGGGUUAUUGUGAACGACCUCAUCAAGCAUGGCACGAGUGACAAUGGAACGUCCUUGGCUAUGAAGAGCAGCGCUUAUUUGUGGGCAGACACAGCUCUUAACCUUGCUUCGGUCACCGGUCUGGAGCCCACAGAUCUGUCGACUCUGUUUGCCGAAUUCCUCCAGACAAUCUGUGGCCCGACACAGUUCAUGGGCGAAAUUGACGAUGGCACUGACGCCGCCACCUUGGGCUUGAACGCGCUCAAGAAAGCUUUCAAGAAUAGUACGAUUUCUUGGACCAGAAAAGGCGAUGGUGUGGUCAUUGUCAACUUGACGAGCAAGGACACCGAAGAUGUUACGGUGAACAUCAUGUCUGGUGGUGACAAAGUCGACGAGGUGGAUGUGAAAGCUGGAGGCACUGCUCAGUGGAAGUCAACUGUUAAAGCGCUUGGUGGAAAGACGUUGUAUAUGGACCGGUGGCGUCCAUCUUUCUUGGGCAUUCCUAGUAGAGGAAGUGGCUCAUUGGUGCUGUGGGUGCCCAUUGCACGUGACGGGGGUCACCUGGAGAUUGAGGCCCAACUGAACGUUAGUUAG